Molecule: messenger RNA, 8117 nt
Organism: Falco peregrinus (peregrine falcon)
Lineage: Eukaryota; Metazoa; Chordata; Aves; Falconiformes; Falconidae
Gene: GDA
Product: guanine deaminase
Exons: 14
Coding region: 165-1517 (450 amino acids)
Biological process (GO): guanine catabolic process
Cellular component (GO): cytosol
Molecular function (GO): zinc ion binding; guanine deaminase activity
Source: RefSeq, a predicted model, not a curated record
CACUCCCCGCGAAGAAAGUCACCAGGGGGUGGGGAAAUGGUGACAACUUCAGGAAGCCGCCGCCGGCACCGGGAGACGGCGAAGGGCGGCAGCUCGCUGGGUGGCAGCUCCCAGCCAGCGUCCGCCGCGGCGAAGCGAGCCCCGCCGGCCCGCCCGCUGCCGCCAUGGGCUCCCCGCAGCGCCCGCCGCUGGCCCACGUCUUCAGGGGGACCUUCGUGCACUCCAGCCGCUCGGCGCCCAUGGAGAUCCGCCACGGACACCUGCUGGGGGUGGACGAUAGCGGGACGAUUGUGUUUUUCGAACAAACUGAUCAGCAAGAGCAACUGGCUGAGAAGUGGGGGUUCAAAACAUCUGACAUAAGAGAACUGAGUAACUAUGAAUUCUUCAUGCCAGGAAUGGUUGAUACACACAUUCAUGCCCCUCAGUAUUCAUUUACUGGUACAAGAGUAGAUCUGCCUCUUUUGCAGUGGUUGACUACCUACACAUUCCCAACAGAAGCCAAAUACAAAGACAGUGAUUUUGCAGAAGAAGUGUACACCAGAGUUGUUAGACGAACUCUAAAGAAUGGCACGACUACAGCUUGCUACUUUGCAACAAUUCACACAGAUACUUCUCUUCUUCUUGCUGAAAUUAUAGAUAAAUUCGGUCAACGAGCCUUUGUUGGAAAAGUCUGCAUGGAUAUGAAUGACAGUGUGCCACAAUACAGAGAGAUUACUGUUGACUCUGUCCUAGAGACAGAAAGGUUUGUUAAAGAACUAUUGGAGAAGAAAUAUCCAAGGGUGCAGCCCGUAAUAACGCCCCGCUUUGGCCCUUCCUGCACAGAGGAUUUGCUGUAUGCACUUGGCAAUUUAGCACAGACCUGUGAUCUCCAUGUGCAGAGUCACAUAAGUGAGAAUGAAGAAGAACUGAAACUUGUGGAGAACAUGUUCCCUGCCUACCAGAAUUAUACUGAAUUGUAUGAUAAAAACAAGCUGCUUACCAGCAAGACAGUGAUGGCUCAUGCCUGUUAUCUUUCUGAAGAAGAGCUGGAAAUAUUUAGUCUUCGUGGAGCUGCAAUUUCACAUUGCCCCAAUUCUAAUUUUUCAUUGCGCAGUGGUGUCUUAAAUGUGCAGAAGGUCCUGAAACACAAUGUGAAGCUUGGCCUUGGCACAGAUGUUGCUGGUGGAUAUUCAGCUUCUAUGCUUGAUGCCAUCAGGAAGACAAUGAUGGCAUCUAACAGCCUGCAGAUCAAUAAAGUGAAUGAAACAGGAUUAACACUUGAAGAAGCUUUUCAACUUGCCACUCUGGGAGGAAGCCAAGCUCUAGGGCUAGACAACGUGAUUGGAAACUUUGAGGUUGGCAAAGAAUUUGAUGCACUGCUGAUCAACACGAAGGCUUCAGACAGCCCUUUUGACUUGUUCUCUGCUGAUAAAUUCGAGGAUGCUCUCCAGAAGUUCCUGUAUCUAGGUGACGAUCGGAAUAUUUCUGAAGUGUAUGUGGCUGGAAAGCAAGUGGUUCCUUUUUCAAGUUCCGUAUAAAUUUAUCUCCCUUUUCCAAAAAAUCUCCGCUGAUCAUUCUGCAUCUGAUUUGGAAAAUAUUGCUUAAACACGGUGCCUGAUCAUCAGGAACGACACCUCAUUCUUGUUUCAUGUUUUAAGGCUAAUGAACAUUAGAAAUUUUGUUAGACCUUUCAAGAAUUACUUCACCAAAAUUGUCAGAGUUCUAGAGGAAAUGGAUAUUUAAAUUUCUCUGUAAAAAUAGCAUGUGUGCAUUGAUAAGGGAUUUGGUAAAUACCUUAAUUAAAGAGGACACUUGCUGUUCCUUUUAAUAAUAGUGUAGGAAGCAUUACAAAGAGCAGUGAGACUCUUAUUGUCUGUAAUGCAUAUGAAUUUCAAAAAAGCCAGUGCUAGUAAAUUAAUUUCACAGAUAAUGAAUUUUGUAAAGAAUGCAAUUUCCAUAAUAUUAUCACUAAGUAUGGAAAAAUCAGUGACAUUUUGGGGCAUUUAGAACAUUUUCCAGUUUUCUUCAGCAGCCUAUUUUUUGGAAGUAAUCAUUUCAUUUAAAACAUUGGGGGUUUUAAGAGAAAUUGGAUAAGAAGCAUAUAUUUAUAAAUAAAUAAGGGUCCUUACUGUCAAAGAGUUCGGAUUUGGCAUUCAUAGUCAGAUAGAAGAAACAAAUAAGAAAUGGGGCAUUAGUCACAGGGAGAUGGGCUGGGAGAGUGGAAGGCCUGCAUUGUUCUGUGAUACUGUCAGCUGAAAAUGCAUUUCUGCAGACUUUGUUCCUAAGUCUAGAAGUGGUCUGCCUGAUCUUCUACCCAACUCCAUUGAUUUACCUUUAGCUGAGUGACAGCUGAAUGAAAUGUGUUGAAUUAGAAGCAGGCACUAGGAUAUCUGAGCAGGCUAUGCAAUUGCAAACAAAUGCAGAGGUUUUUCUGAAUCAGAGGGAGUGCUUCAUCUAGUUCAGCCUCCUGCAGAACCUUCCCAAGCUCAUUUACUCCUGGCUGUUCAAACAAGGGGAUAACCAUGACCCUUCUCCUUUCUGUAAGGGAAGUGAGUGGGUUUUUAAAAAAAUCCGGGAGAAAUGGGCUAUUUCUGGCCAUUACCACCUUUGAUUUGAGGUGGAAAUUGUCAAUGGAAAAAGCAGUUCAGCCUUAACGUGCUCUGUGUGGCAACCAUAAUUCCAGCUCUUAAUAAAUCCAGGUAAAAAAUGUUCCUUUUUUGUUUGGGAAAUCUAUGUGACUUCCUUUCUUAAAAAAAUCUAUUUCCCUACCUUUUAUCACCAACUUUUUUUGUUUUGUUGUUGGUUUUUGGUUUUUGGUUUUGGGGUUUUUUUUAAGAUUAUUUUGAGGAGAGCAUUUCUUCUUGUUUCUUUAUUACAUUUUUGUAACACAGAGGAUGUAAGCUUUAAUUUCAGUGUCAACAGAGGCAAUACUGAGUUACUAUAAACAUGUUUUAAGGCCUGCUUCAAAUUCCUUUGAUUUCACUAAGCUUUGUUUGACGCUUCUGUCUCACUGCCUGGUGAUGUAAAGGCACAGGACUUCCCUCUGUUCACAGAACAAGGGAAGUCACUGCACCAAAGUCCUACUUCAUGUCUGCAUCUGAGAGGGUACUUGUCCCAAUGUUGCUGAUAACAUUCUGAUUGUGAAAGCAUAUUCAGAGUUUAUGUACCAUUAUGGUUAUGCCUACAUGAGACAGUAUAGCAUCAAGUGGAAGUGUAAAAGCUAGCUAGCUUAGGCACUUAUGGCAGUUCAGUCUUUCUGGUGUGGCUUUUUUUUGCCAAAGCCAUGUAGCCCUACUGAACAGCUUUCAUUUCCUCUAUGUCAAAUGCUUCUUAAAGCUUUGGGAGUCAAAAUUUAAGGAUUAAGAUUUCCACAUUCCAUCAGGCUGUUUUCUUAACCAUUUUGGUUUUGUUUUUCAUGUGUCCCAAUCACCUACACGGUUGCACACUUGCUUGGCAAAUACAAUCUUCAGCUCUUUAACUUUCACGAUUCAGGGAGCAUUUUUCCUCAUGAAUUUUGACAUGAAUUUAAUUGACCAAAUUUCACGUUCCAAAACCAAAGAUCUGUGAGAUGUGUUUUAAUCCUCCCAGUUAUUGUUUGAAACUAUUUUUAAGGAGUUGCAUGGUUUUCAGCUUUGGCUUUCUUGCAAGAAUAUUUUCUGGAGUGAAGGUUACACAGCCUUGUGUACAAUGUAUGUUUGUGCCCUAUUUCUUCACUUCCAGAGAUAUGAAUUAAAUCAACGCUUUUAUUUUAGUGGUAGUCUUAACUGUCUCCGACUUCAUUGUUUUCCCACUAUUUUGUAGUGCUGUUAAAAAAGAAAUUCAGCAUUUCUUCUUAAAAGAUUUGCAGGGAAGGAGGGGUUACUUCUUUGAAAACUAGGAACACACAAAAACUUCAACAAAUCCGACAUUGUACCACUGGCCCUGUUACAAAGGGGCUCUCUAGAUUACUGCUGCCAAUGAGCUUUGUAUCUGAAUACUGGCUGCAUCGUGAGCAGUUUGAAUCCUGUUAAAUUCAGGCACACAGUAGGAACUCAGCCUUUUCAUUAUAGUUUUUCUAGUGUCUAGUACCCAUAUACUACCCAGACUUGGAAAUGGAGAAUCAACUUUUUAAGAAUCUCAGCUGCCAGAGCUGCUGCACCUGGCAGUGCCCAAGACUGGGAGGAGUGAGGAUUCAGAUGGAUAGCGUGACAGUGGGUGCUGAGAUGCUUAGGGUUAAAGGAAAGAAACCUGAAUUUGAUGUGAGAGGAAGCCAGUGGAGGAAUUAAUACAACAAAUAAACUGGGAGGUACUUUCAACAGCAGCAUCUUAAAAUUGAAUGGAGGAAGACUGUAAUGCCAGAAAUAAAAUUGUAAAGUGAGGUUCCCUGAGGUAGUCCCAAAAGCUUGUUAGUGGGAGGUGGCUUACGCAUGGAAAUUUUAAGUUUUAGGAGAUACAGGGGAUGUUGUAGCCAAACUUCUCUGAAGUAAUCUUGGGGAAAUCAUUGAGGAUCCCACUGUGAAGUUUUGGUCCUUGGGGCUCACUGGCUAUGAGUAGAUUACCGAGAUACUUGAUACAAGAGGGGAGGAUCAGUAGAUUAGAGCAGUACUGCUGAGACUUACACAUCUACAAUGCAGUUUAAGACUACAUACAGACCAUUUCCUUGGGUAAAUGUCCCCACUGCAUAUGCAGUUUGAAGCAGGCCAAAUAAUUGGUUCAGGCUCUUAAUGUCUCUUUUAGAGGCUGGAGUAUAUUGGGCAUGCAGCUGAGCCUCUGGUGCAGUUUCCUCCAAAAUAAACUUAAUCCUUUUGCAAAACUACCCUGCAAACUGAACCAGGGUUGAGUAGGGGAGGGUGGUUGGGGUAGGACAUGACUAUUCCCACUCCAUCCUCUUGUCUCAGAACUUAGCAGCUGAAGACAAAUUAAAGCAACCUCCUUCCCUCUUCCUUCCUGUUGCCACCAUCCCCAACACCGCCGCCCCCCCCAAAAAAAAAACAACAACAAAACAACACCCAAAAAAAAAAAAAGGAAUUAAAAAAUUAGGCAAACACUAAGGGGAGAUGAGUAACUGGAAGAAAAGAAAGGGAUAAUUUUCAGUCUGCGUAAAUUGAGACAGUGCUACUGACUCAAGGUAAAACCUCUGGAAAAAUGUACAUGCAACUGUUUCCAGAUGUCACUCCCCAUUUGUUCUCUUUCCAGACUGUGGAUGGGAUCUUUCUUUCUUAAUGUGUCUUUGUGUUCAAUGUUAGCACACCACUGAGACACAGGAAAAAAAAAAAAGGGUAGUUUGUGGAAAGCUUGCUUGCUGGGACAAUAUGGUUACUGUGUUCUAUGUUCAGAUGAGCACUUAUUUAUUAUAAAUGGAAUGUAUUUGAAUUACUGUUAUAUGUUGAUCUCAUUGUGUCACUUUAGGUUUUAAUGAAAUGCUAGUAAGUAUCGUCUGUGCAUUAUUCAGCAUUAUUUGAAUUAUUAAUGUAUGGCAAGUGGAGUUCUGCACUUUAAAAUGUUGCCUUGGCCUAAUGUUUGUAUUUAUUCUGUGUUUUCUGUGCAAUCAGAAAACUUUGUAGGAAAAAAAAUGUGCAUUUGUUCACAUCCUGAACAUUUUCAGUAUUGUAAGUGGACUUCCUGUUAGAAAAAGAAAAGUUAAAAUGACCCUGAUUAAAAGUCCGUGCCUAAUUAUGCACUCAUGAAUGAAAAAAUUGUAAUGGUUUUAUGAAAACUGACACAAAUACUAAUGUUUUAAUUUUAAAAUAUUUACAGAGAAAUUGACUUUUAAAAUUUUAAUCUUGAUUUUGCAGUGCAGAUUAGCAAAAGUUAAUAAUUAUUGCUAAAUGUCUACUGUUCUACUGAACAAAGGAAAAUGUAACUAUUCUUAGUUACACAUUUUAAAAGAAUACACAAGUCUUGAAAAAUAAAAUCCCAAGUGCUUUCAAAGAAUAUCCCAGUUUUAAAAGGAAAAGAUUAACAUUGCUCGGAGAAGCUGUUUCAAAGUACUGUUUUAAGCAUUUCCAGGAGCAAUCUGUAACAGAUGAUAAAGUGGACAGCUUUUAAAAUACUGGAUUUGCACAAAUAAAUCAUGCUACCUUAUCUGCAGCCUGGUGUGCAGCAGUGGUCGUUGUUUCUAAAAUGAUAGUGUACAACUAAAAGGUAUUUAAAAAAAAGCCAAGGGAUUCUGAAAAUUUGAGAAAGGACUGGGGAAAGAAAAUGAGAGGAGAUUGGAAAAGGGUGCUAGCAGAAUACAAAAUAAUGCAAAGUAGAAGGAAGCUAGAUCAGAGGAACUCAUGAAAACAAGAUGACAUGUCAGUGAAGUUUUAGGUGGGAAACAGAAAAAAAGAUGUUUUCUGGCAAUGUUCUGUUAAAUCACAGCCCUCAUCCCUUCUGAAUGUCAUUGUUGCCCAACAACUGAGCCUAUUUCCAAAGCAGUUACUUACAUACUUAAUUAGACAAGCCCAAAUAAUUGUAGCUAAUCAUAGCAUAAUUAUAUAACACUUCUCAACUUCUUAACCUCUACUUCAAGAUUUAAAUCAAAAUUACCUGUAACAACUGCAGAAGAAACCUAAUGCAAGGGCACGUUAUGCUUUACCUCCACGUGCCCUGUGAAACAUUUGGCAUUGGCCAGGCCAGAGACUGAGCUGGUCUGGUCCCGAGGAAGGCUCCGCUCCUGCAUGCCCCAGAUGUCAUCCCCUGUCAUGUGCCUGGUGGCGCAGUGGUGACCAAGUCUGGCACAGGAAGACACACAUCUGGUGUGACUAGAGUAACUGAAAAUAAGCUGCUUUAAAAGUCAGAUUGUUUUGAAGUUAAGCACACUGCAGAGAGCACAGCAUGUUUUAAAUUACAUCAGCGUAUACCCAAUAGUGAACUUCUAGGUAUUAGGAACUUUGACUUAAAGUUGCUGGUCUGGUUUUGGUUUUUUUUUUAUAAGCCCUUGUACAAUAUGUGCAACAACUUGUGCUUCUCUCAACAGAGAAGCCAGCAAAUUACAUCUGCAAGGCUCUCUGUAGAAAAAGCAAUAACAGCAGCAACAAAAACAAUUAUUGGGAAGCCAAAAGGACAUCAGCAACAUCAACAGCAAUCUGUUGUGUAAAGCUGAUAGAACUGUUAGUUUUUCUUGAAAGGCUGAGCAAUGUUUUUGGAGGGAUGUUUCCUGGAAAUUUCAUUGGAAAUUCUUUCCUGGAAUACGUCCUGAAUCAGAGUGUACUCCAACCACUGAGGUCCCCUGUGGCUUCUGUAGAGGCAGUCACUUCUGUAGAUGUGAAUGCAAUAGUCAUGCCCAGAUCCACACUUCCUCCCCGGUCAGGACUCAGAAGCAUGGAUUUGCUUUAAUUCUGGCUUUAGUUUCUGGCUUCUCAUACACUUGGUUUUAGUAUGGAAAUAACUAUGCUGAAUCAGUGAAGUUGGGAGAAGGAUAAGGCUAAAAGGCAAUCUUACACCCGCCCACCUAGCACUUUGACUCAAAAUAUUUGUCCUGUCAAGUAGAUGUUACUAUGUUUGCACAGGUCUUAGUGAUUUGGCUUCAUGACUUGAGUCAGCUAGUAACAAUCCAAACCAGCCAAGACCAGGAUGUAAACUGUGAGCAGCUAAGAAAAGCAUAAAAAUGUUUUACCUUGAUCUGCACUUCAGUUACCAAAGGCUUUGCUUAGCCCAGUGCUCCUAGGCACAUUUAGGUACAAAUAUACCCUGGAGAUAAGCCUUCAGUAGAAGGGACUAACAUUAGUGACAACUGAAGGCUUUGAUCUCUGUGUCCUAUCUGGCCUUGUGGCUUUGGAGCUGGUUUAUGUGUUCCUUUAAAGAGCUUUUACUGAUGAUGCUUUUAAAAAGUAGUUGCAGAUAUGCCUUAGCUGAGGAAGUUUGCAGCCCUUGCUUCAAGAUGAACCUUCUUUCCCCAAGGGAGAAUUCACAUCUUGCUGGAAUAAGCGCUUCUGAUUCUGGUCUGCUUGUUGCCUGUUGUGUGUAGGCUCUGGUUCUUUCGUUUGUGAAAAAUGCCUAACUGGAUUUAAUGUUGUUGAAUUUAUCCUUCCUGUUGUACUCAUGUAGUUUCAAGCAAAAGCAAUGUAUUAGGGAUAGUGGUAUAUGUGAUUUCCACUGUUCUGCUUGGUUUUAGUCAUGCUAAAAGGGAAGUCAUGUACUGUUGAAACAAAUAAAGAGGCCUUGUGUUUACAGCA